Plutella xylostella (diamondback moth) is the source of this 17208-nucleotide messenger RNA. The record is from RefSeq and is a predicted model, not a curated record. NCBI's taxonomy places the organism in Eukaryota, Metazoa, Arthropoda, Insecta, Lepidoptera, Plutellidae.
UUUUAAUGUGUCCCAUCACUACUUUGCGAUUGCUGCGCUUCGUUCGCAAUCGCAAGCUAAAUUAUUUUUAUUUGAUGUAUUGUAUGUAACAUCAAGUGUUUCUAAUGUAAUUUAGUAAGAAAAUGGAUAAUUUACUAAUAUCAAUGUACUACUCUUAACACCACGUUAAGUUGUGUCCAUCGCCCGCUUCGCGAUGGACAUCGCCGAGGAGGGCGUCCUCGAUGUGGACAUGCUGGGGGACGACGGCUCUGAGGACGAAGGAGAAGCCCCGCCGUCUUCAGAGUUCUACCCAGGUCCCACGUCGACGCCGACGUCGUGCGCGUCGUCGCCGCGCGGGGAGGAGCCGGCGUCGCCGCACGCCGCGCUCGGACAGCCCUCGUUCUUCCACCACCAGCCCUACACUCGGCCUUUCUUUACAUCGGCGCGUAGAGGGCCCGGUCGACCAAGGAAAGAAGGUGUCAAAUUGGCGAAGGAAGGCAAGAUUGUCAGAAGGUAUAGAAACCCAGGGUCAGUGAGAGGGGCCAAAAAACAUAGAAUCAGUAGGGAUGAUGCUCUUGAGGACAUAAUGGAUGAAGAUGACCUAUCCAUGCCGGCUCCUGAAGAGCCACCAUACUUUCCAGAAAAAUGGCCAGGAAAGCUGUGUGCUCUGUGCAAUCUGGGGGAGAGAAGCCAACUGGGGCAAGGAGAGAUGCGGCAGUUUGGGUGCAACAUCGGGGAGCUCGACGGCAGCUCCACGCCGUCAGCCUCUGGUGGCACCACACCAACCAAUGCCACUCCCACCAGUGCUCCAAGCACACCCCUGUUACCAGGACUAGUGUCACCGCCACCUGAACUUGUGGACCCUAAUCAGAACCCUCUGGCUAUGCCUUUGAGCAGGAGGCAAAAAGGAUUCAAUAAGUGCAAGACACCACUGUACAAUAUGGAGCACACGGAUGAGUUGUCCAUCAUCGGUCACGUGGACAUUGUGGAGAUGAUUGCAGUAGUCUCCAACAGGACCUUCUAUGUGCAUCGGUUCUGUUUGGAGUUCAGUCCGCCCUUUCAAGACCAAGUAGCGGCAAUCUCCAACUCGGAGGAAGAGAGAGAACAGUUGGAAGAAGCUCGGGUCAAGGGGGUGGUUACAAACGCUUUACAGAAAAAAUGUGCCUUCUGUCUACGUCAUGGUGCUAGUAUACCUUGUAAGAUGAGUUGCAGCAAAUACUUCCAUCUGCCUUGUGUUCUCGCGUCCGGGGGUUUUAUGGACUUCCAGACCAAGUCUUCUUUCUGUAAAGACCAUCUGUACCAAGUGCCGCUUAUAUGCGCAGCGGACAUAGACUGCCGCAUGUGCCGCGUGGUGGGCGACAUCGCCAACCUAAUGACGUGCGUGGCGUGCGGCGCGCACUACCACGGCACGUGCGUGGGCCUCGCGCAGCUGCCCGGCGUCCGCUCCGGCUGGUCAUGCCGAGCCUGCCGAGUGUGCCAGGUGUGCCGCCUCGACGCGGCGCCGGCGGACGCGCGCCCCGUGACCUGCGAGCACUGCGACAAGCUGUACCACGCGUCGUGUCUGCGCCCCGCCAUGGCCACCGUGCCCAAGUACGGCUGGAAGUGCAAGUGUUGCCGCAUCUGCUCGGACUGCGGCGCGCGCUCGCCCGGCGCCGGCCCGUCCUCCCGCUGGCACGCGCACUACACCGUCUGCGACAGCUGCUACCAGCAGCGCAACAAGGGCAGCUGCUGCCCGCUGUGCCGCCGCGCCUACCGCGCCGCCGCCAUGCGCGACAUGAUCCGCUGCCACCGCUGCAAGAGAUACGUGCACGGCAUGUGUGACAUCGACGCGGACCCUCAACAAUACCGACUGAAGAAGGAGCAGAAUCCCUCGUAUGAGUACAACUGUCCCAUCUGCAAGACGCAGGCGGCGCUCAGCGGCGGCUCUAAGGGCUCGUUUGAAGAGCCUGACAGUUUAGCGACCACGUCGCAAGAUUCGUCGUUUGGCGACGAGAAUUCACAGGAACAGGACCCACUCGCCAUUGAACCUAAGCCCGACAUCGGCCUAGGUAAAGGAAAACCCUACACAGUGUCAUCAAAAGUGGCCAAAAAGAAAAUGGGUAGUUACAAACUAAAAGGCGGCUUUCCUCCUGCCGGAAAGCUGGGCUUCCAGAAGCGACAGAGAUCUAGCUGUCUAGACUUUGGACGGAAGAGGGGGAGUAAGCCUAAGAUGCGGGGGGUUUUCGGAGUCCCGGGAUUGGGCUUGCAGAGACCUCAGGCUCCGGAUAAUAAGACUGCUGAGGAUGACCCAGGUGUAGAAAACAAGCUGGUGUUAUGUUCGAGUAAAGACAAGUUCGUGCUGACUCAAGACCUGUGCGUGAUGUGUGGCGCCGUGGGCACCGACUCUGAAGGGUGCCUCAUAGCCUGCUCGCAGUGCGGCCAGAGUUACCACCCUUACUGCGUUAAUAUUAAGGUGUCCCAAGUGAUAGUGACCCUCGGCUGGCGCUGCCUAGACUGCACAGUCUGCGAGGGCUGCGGCAGUCGCGGCGACGAUGCUCUCCUAGUACUCUGCGAUGACUGUGACACAGCCUGGCACACUUACUGUGCCAAGCCGCAGUUGGCUGAGGUCCCUAGGGGGAGCUGGCGAUGCGAGCGGUGUCGGAAGUGUCUGGUGUGCGGCACUAAGGACACGGCGGUUUGGUGCGAUAAUUAUACAGAAUGCGGCCCCUGCGCGUCCUUCGUGGUCUGCUGCGUGUGCUCCGAGCCCUACAGCGACGGCGAGCUGAUCGUGCAGUGCGGCAAGUGCAACCGCUGGCUGCACGGCGCGUGCGACGCGAUGCGGCUCGAGGCGGAGGCCGAGGCCAACUGUGCGCAGGGAUACAACUGCAUCCUCUGCCGCGGCCGCGACGUGCCCCCACCUCAUCUGGCCAAGGCGAUCGAGGCGCCGCCCGCCCCCGCGCCCCUCCGACCUCCCCCGCCCACCCCCCAAUCCCUAGGCCUCGGGGGGGAAUACUACAUCGACGACGUGUGUCUCUCCCAGCGAGGCGCUCAACACAUGAAGCAGAUGGAAGCGGAGAUGGGAAUCACCCACACGAGAAGGAAACGCAGGUUCAAGAAUGAAACUACGGAGAAGGAUGCAGUGGUUCAGAACAAUGACGGGGACGCGGACGGCGAGGCUAAGCCGGACAGCACCGCCGAAGUUAAAGACGAGCCAGGAACAAUAGGCAAUGCGAAUUUCAAGGAAGGUAUAUUAUGGAAUGUCGCAUCGGACGGACCGCCGCCUGAAGGGUUCACGAUAUACACCAUGGAUUCAGGCAUCACCGUGUUGAGGAGAAAGAGACAGAGAAACCUAAACAAGCUCGGUAUAGGCGGCUUUGUUGUGCGACAGAGACAGAACGCUAAAUCGCACCCUGAUGAUGAUGAUACCACGUUGGGGCCUGGUGAGUCCCCCGGCAACAAGCGCAAGCCGCGCCGCAAGCCGCGCUCCAAGCUCAUGGAGCAGUUCCCGUCCUACAUGCAGGAGGCGUUCUUCGGCAAAGACCUGCUGGAGCCCGCCAAGCCCACCGUCACUUCUACUGGGAACCCGCUAGAGAGUCCAACCGGUACCAUCCGGCCGCUCACUCCCGAAGGCUACCGAGAGCUGCGAGACUUCAAGAUAGAGUUGGACAACAGCGACAGUGACGGCGAAGACGUUAUAGCUGCGUUGACCAACGUGCCUGAUUAUGACAACUCUGUGGUCAUUAAUCUGAAUACUGAAGAAGUAGACCUCCUACACUCACUGAAGCCUAAAGAGGAGAAGGAAGAAGGGCCCAGCACGAACGCGGAUGGCACAGCGCGAAUCAAGACAGAAUGUACUGAAGAGGGCCAACUGAAGCAUACGGAGGAUUCUACUGCUCUGAAGAAUGCCAUACUGGGCCCCCAGGCGAAUGAGCCGGUGGUCAAGACGCCAGUCAACACGGAUAGUAUACCCACUGUGCAUAGUACGAAGACUGAGCCGAUUAGUAAUGAAACUGGCAACUCAUCCCAAGCAUCCACCAUAUCGCCCAAAGACGACUUGUCGCUACUGGGAGUGAGCCUGGACGCCAUGGUACGGGAUUCCUUACCCGACAUGGACAGUACCGAUGUCGACGAGAUAUUCAAGGGUGUACUCACUGACGAUUCACAGGAGUCGCAAGAGUCGUCAGUGUCGUACGUGAACUCGAUGGGGGGCACGCCCUACUCGCAGCAGCGGCAGCAGCUGCAGAGCCCGCUGGACUACGCCUCGCCCUACCACCCGGAGUUCGGGAGCAGCAGCAACUCUCAGCUGAGCCCGGCGUUCUCCGAGGGCGGCGGCGGGUCGUGGCCCGGCGGGGACGCGCCCGCGCCCGCGCCGCCGCCCUCCUACAACCAGCGCUCCGCCGACAAGAUGAAGGCCGACGAGAGUUUAGGCUCGGCAGCCACAAUAUCGGCCGUGCUGUACGCGAACACAAACCACCCAGAAUGGAAGACCGAAUUCCCCAACUGGGUCGACCGAUGCAAGCAAAUACUCAAGAAGUGGCGCGCCCUGCCUGCGGAGCAAAAAGCACCUUAUUUACAGCAGGCUAGGGACAACCGCAGCGCGAUAAGAAUGCGGAAAGCCCAACAGGAACAAGAGCGGGCGUGCGGGCAGCAACGCAGCGCGCGCGAGGCCGAACAGGAGCGGCAGUGGAAGCAGCUGCAGCAGAUGCGGCAGCAGCAGACGCAGCAGCAGCACCAGAUUAUACAUGACCAGAGGAUACAAGCGUUGGUGUCGCCCCCAGCGCUGCAGCGCUUGCGCGCGCCGGACGGCAGCGAAGUCACUCCCGUCCCUACACCAGAUGCGGCGCCGCGAAGCGCUUUCCCUGCGCAGCGCUUUCCGCUGCAUUACGGGGCCAAUGAGGACAUCAGGCAGCUGAGGGAUUUGCUGCAGAGGCACCCGGAUAAGAUGUGGCCGCCACGUGCGUCAGAAGACGGGCAAGUGCCUAGCGGCAUGGAGGGGCAGCAGUUCCGACACCCGCUGCCGGUGGGCGUCGGCGCGCGCCCUAGACUGCCGCUGCAGACUGGGCCACAGGGGCAGCAGAUUUUAAUGCAACACCGCCUAGUGUCGCCAGAGAACAGUCAGAUGCAACAGAAUAUUCAGAUGCAGCAACAACAACAACAACAACAGCAGCAACAACAACAACACAUGCAGGAACAAAAACCAAACAUUAUUGGACAACAACACCAACAACAAAAUGCUCAAACGGAGCCUAAACAAGAAGGUGGCAAUCAAGACCAAGGUCAUGAUGAAAUGGACAUGGGAGACAUGGACAAACUGGAACAAGACACCGGAAACAUCGGCGAGGUGGGAGACAUCCUAACCGGCCUCGGCGGCGAAGACGACGAAGAACUCCUAGAGUCGCUCACAGCAGAAAUCGGCGAAGAAUUCAACAUCCUCGAGUACGCGGACCCCGAGCUGGCGUCUCUGAACGACGCCGAGCACAUACUGGACGGGCUGGAGCUGGCUGAGGACGGCAUGGCGGAUAGACACGCUAAGCGGGAGCCACCACACGCUAAGAGGGAGCCACCAGAGGACUCAGACCAGAAGCAAGACAACAAGCUCAACAGCGAGCUACAAAAGGCAGUCAAGAACAUAGAGAACAAGACAGAGAUGGACUCGGAGCUGACAGUGAAGAGCGAGGGAGACAAGGAGCCGGGGCCGGGACAGAUGUUCCGAGAACCCGUGCAGAGGCUGAUUGCGCACUCGCAGAUUAUGCAGCAACAAAUGCAAGCCGUCAAAUCGGAAGUGAAGCUCGAGGGCGAGGAUCAAAAACCCGAGGGCGAGUGGCGCGCGGCGCCGGCGCAGCGCACCGUGUUCGGACAGAUGUUCGCCAACCAGCCGCCGCGCAUGCUGCACCAGCAGAUCAACUUGCAGGGAGUGCCUCAACGACCGACCCAGUUCAGCCAGGGACCACAAGUGUUGUCACAACAAGUUGUACAAAGACCACAAGUCCAGUUCACGGGAGGACAGCAACAUGCUAUGCACUUUGCUCAGGGAGCCAACGUGCAGAACCAACCCGGCGUCCAAACCACAGUGAACACCCAGAGCAUAGUCAACGCUAUGACGGCACAAGUGAAGGCGGCGUUCGCGGCGGGACGCAGCAUCGCGCCCGGCACGCGCCUCGUGGGCGCCGACGGGGCCGUGGGCGUCGUGCGCCACGACCGCUCCGUGGCGCUGGCCACCCUGCCGCACAUAGCGACAGUAAACGUGGGCGUGUCUCGGCCGCCGCCGCCGCCCCCGUACCCCGGCACGCUGCGACAGCCGCAGCCGCCGCCGCCCCCGUACCCGCAGCAGGUGCCCUUUGAAGCGGAGUGGCACGAGUGGGCUCGCCGGCCGCUGCUGAUGCAGAACGUAAACCAGGAGCAACCGUUGCUUCUGGAGGAACUGCUGGAGCAGGAGAAGCGGGAACAAGAGCGGGACGGGGGCGUGGCCGAGUGGAGCGUGGCGCCGGCCGCCGCGCCGCCCGCCGUGCCGCUGUACGGGGGGGUGCCGCCGCCCGCGCCCCCCCCGCCCGACCGCGCCGACCCCGACCCCCGCCCCCGACACCUCUACGAGGCCUGGCUCAAGCAGAACAGCGCCUUCACCACCGACCAACUCCGCUACUACGAGGCCGAAGUCCAAAAACUCCGCAAGAUACGCAAGUCGCUGAACAGCAAGCAGCGGCAGUUGCGCAAGUCGGGCAACGAGUUGUCUGCGGUUGACGCGACCGAGCUGCGCCGCGUCGCCACGGAGCAACAAGCCCUGCAGAAGCAUCUGGAGAGCGCCAGGAAGCAGGCCAGGCAGCAUAGCAUGCUUAUGCAGGAAUACGAGACAAAGCAGCGGCAAAGCAAUCCUCAACUGGCCCAGCAGACUGUCAUCAACCAACAGCAAAUACAAACCAACCAACAGGGCCAGAUAUUUGCACAGAACCAAUCCAUGAGCCAGCAGCAACAAAUGCAACAGCAAACCAUCAACCGACCCAUGCAAAUCGGCUUGCAGAAUACGACCUUACAGCAGCAACAAACCCUUAUUAGAACUCAGCAAGUUCUGAAUUCUGAUGGUCAAUUACAGCAGCAGAGAAUUGGUUUGGUGACGUCACCGCUAAACGCGCAAGGGAGGAUAUUACAAGGGAACCGCACACUAGUGAUCGAGCAAGCCGGUUCACCUCAACAGCAGUUAGUCAGACAGCUGUCCGGGGUCAGCCAAGAGAGGCCUCAGUCUGUGGGUGGUAUGGUGCAGUUCGGGCAGCAGAUGGGUGGAGUUAGGAACUCGAUGCCGCAGGGUAACAGCCGGCCACCGAGCGCGCGGCCUGCCAUGUCGCCUCUACACGUGCAGUCGCCUCACUCGCAGUCUCCACUGCACUCUCUAGCGCCGCAGUCUCCCCUCCACCCGAUGCCGUCGCCGAUGCAGUCGCCGCUACACUCGCAGCAAUCUCCGUUACACCAUACGUCGCAGUCUCCUCUUCAUCCUUCAACGCAGUCUCCGCUGCAUACCCAGCAGUCGCCCCUACACUCGCAACAGUCGCCGCUACAUGUGCAACAGACGAGCAUGCCGCAGCAAUCCCCGAUGCAUCAACAGUCCCCGAUGCAUCAACAAUCACCGAUGCAUCAGCAGUCACCGAUGCAUCAGCAGUCGCCGAUGCAUCAACAGUCGCCAAUGCAUCAGCAGUCGCCAAUGCACCAUCAACAGCAACAGUCUCAAAUGCAAUCUCAAAUGCAGCAGCAGCAAUCUCAGAUGCAGCAGCAACAAUCUCAAAUGCAGCAGCAGCAGCAAUCUCAGAUGCAACAACAACAACAGCAGCAAUCUCAGAUGCAACAACAACAACAAUCUCAAAUGCAACAGCAACAACAGUCUCCUAUGCAUCCGCAGCAGUCACCGAUGCACUCUCAACAGUCGCCCAUGCAUUCUCAACAGUCGCCAAUGCACAUGCAACAGUCGCCAAUGCAUACGCAACAGUCGCCGAUGCAAAAUGCGAUGUCGCCGCAACACUUCUUGCAACAGUUGCAGGCUCAGAGGACAAGCCCUCAGCUUCCGACGCCCAGUAGAAGCCCUCAGAUAUACCAACAGUCACAAAUACAAAGCCCAGUGUCGUCACAUUCGCCUCAACUUCAGAGCGAGUAUAACAACGCCCGGUUCCCGCGGCCGCCGCCCGGCUGCUCGCCGCUGCCGUCGCGCUUCGCACGCCCGCCGCACCAUCAGCAAGCUUUACAAGGAAUGCGAGUGGGCGUGCCGUUCGGCGGGCGGCAGACGUCGCCGCUGGGCAGCCCGCAGCCCAUGCCCUCGCCGGGGAACCCCGCCAACGAAAUGGCUCGCCAACAGAUGCUCCAACGUCAGCAAUACAGCCCGAUGGGUGGCGCUCCCUCCUCCCCCUCCGUCUCCCGCUCGCCGCACGUCCCGCGCACGCCCACCCCCUCCGCGUCCCCCGCCGCCUCCCCCGCGCCCGAGCACGGCGGCGGGCACCCCCACGCCGCGCCCUUCCCCCCCGGAUACAGAUACACCAAGCCGGGGCUGAUGGGCGGCGCGCCCGUCUGGCCCAAACCGGAUGAUCAACGGAGGCAUAUUAGUAAAGUGUCGAUAUUGAAACGAACGGCACCGAGGCAAAGGUACCCUGGGAAAACACCACCUAACAUGCCCACGGAUGAGGAAAGCAGCUCCAGUGAGACUAGAGAGUUUGUGCUGUACGAAGGUGUUGACUAUCCUAGUACAGAGGAAGGGUUGAGCUUCAAUAGGGACGAUGACGAUGAUAUUGAGGAAAUUGUUGAAGAGCAUCUCGAUGAUGCAGAUAUAGUGGUGGUGGAGCCGGGCGCGAUAUCGCCGCAGGAAAGGAUAGCCACGGAAGAAGAUUUCGAAGAGCUAAUAGAUAGUGGCAAGCCGGAAGAUGAGGUGGAGGAAGAGACGGCACCGCCGGAGAAAGCCACUCGCACUGAAACCACCACCAAAACCGUAGCCGUCAUCAGUCUCUCCACAGCUAAACAAUCACCCAACGUACAACAGUACAAACUGGUUAAUCCGACACAGACGUCAACUCUGUCAAGAUUACCGAUGUUAAGUUCGGUCUUAUCGCCGCAUUCAAACACAAAGAUCCUCAACGAAGUGUCACAAGCGACUGUCGCCUCCGUGUCCAUCGCCAAUCAGACAAUUUCCGUGCCGGUGUUGAAGAACUUGGCCGUCCAAAGACCAGGCAUGGCUGGGCAUAGCGGCGUCAAUAAAUCGCAUAUUAAGAAGAUGCCCCUGAAUAUUACUAACUCUCCGAUAAGCAUCAACAUGUCCAGUACAGCGAUGUCUAAGCCAAUGAGUUCAGUAAUUAGUGUGAUUUCAUCGAAUGUCGCUAAGACCGCUAAUGCUAACCCCGUCAUCACGCUCGCUACGUCAAACACUGCGGGGUCAUCCAGGGUGCCAGUGUCCAUCCUUACACAACAUCAGGUGAAGCAGAAGAUUGUGAAAACUAUCGAGAAACCUAUGGGGCUGUCUCUGUCUAACACCAAGUUGUCCAGUCUGUCUGUCUCUCAUGACGUGACGCUGCCGGCCAAGAUAUUUCAAGAUGACGCUGCGUCGCCAGACAGCACCGUUAUCCCAGAACAACAAGAAAGAGAAUCUCACAACAUACAAACUUCGUGUAGUCAAGAUAUGACCCUGACCACACCCAAGGAACAAAGAAAGGAUGUUCUAGACAUAGAGUCCGCCAUUAGCAAACAGACUGAACUGCCGCCGGCUCUGUGCCUCCCUGACAGGACUCCUCUUCUUUUAGGCAAAUCAGACAUCAAAAGUCCCGAUCCUAUACCAGAGACCAUACCUGACAAUAUCAUGGAAGGAGAUGACGAAGACAAGCCAGAGGAUAAUAUGCACAGCAAUUUACUGCUAUCGUUCAAUAAACCAAUCAGUACCGACCCUAUACCUCCUGUAAAUCCGCCCACCAGUCAGCCGACUCCUGCUCCGAAAGAGGAGGAAAAUGACGUCAAGACUAUAAAAGCCAUCGCAAACCAGACCAAAGAAAUGGUUAUUGGAUCGCACAUGCAUAUAACUACAGACAUGGCGCAAGAUUCCGUUCAGAUAUCGAUACCGUCACCAACUCCAUCCCAAGAAAGAUAUCUCAAUGACAUGGCGCAGAGAAACGUGGCCGAAGGUCCGAAGCAUGACGAAAGCUUCGAGGAUAUGCUUUGUUUGCUAGAGAACAUAACAGAUGAUACGAAAACAUACGGAAUGAAACAACAAUUACCUAAACCGGCGCCGACUCAGGCUAUACAGCAAAAUAUUCAGCGGCCUAACAUCAAUCCGCCGCCCAAGCCUGAGGUUCUGGGCAAAGAAGCCCCUCAAGACCAUCCACAACCAAAGCCAACACCACCUGAAAGACUGAAUUUGCCAUCAGCGUCGAUUCCACAACUGUCGCCUUUGUCUCAGCCAGCAGAACUGACCUCAAACAUGGCGAACGUGUCCCAACAACUCCGCACCAUCAUGUCGUCACUCAACACGUCCACCGCGGGCAAAAUUGAACAACAAGCCAUCGCAGCCGCUCUGAGGAAACCUGACCCGUCCACGCCUACACAAGUCAACUUCGAGAGCUUGCUUCCGUCCUCUAAAGUAGAAAUAGCAGCCUCAAGACCGUCACCGAUACAAAGAAUGGAAAAGCCUAUAACUCCACUUUCUACUACUGAAAAUGUUCAUAUGAACGCCGCUCAAGUUAUUGGCUCCCGAGUGAAUACUCUAUCAUCCAUGGCUCAGACAAGAAAAUCACCCUCUCCUAUAAAUUCGCCAGUUGGCUUCCAAUCGCCGUUGAUCAAAUCACCAGUACAGCAGUCUGGUUUGGUAUCAAAUCAAGGUUUCAAUGAUGAUUCAUCAAAUCCGUCGUCAAUGGCAUCACAAAUUAUUCAGAUGCCAGCACUAUCCAAGAUACAUCAGGCCAAUCAAAGCGGAACUACCACCAUGAUUCACCCUAACAAUACCAUAACGACCAGCGCCUAUCAGAAACCACAAACUACUAGUAUUCUUGGUCACACAUUACUGCAACCGUCUCGACAAAUAAACACCAGCAACAUGUCAUACAACGCACAGAGUAUCAGUUCUAGUCAACCUCCAGCUUUAGUCAUGACAUCUAGACCGGUGAUCAGUAGCAAGGAACCUCCGCCAAACGUCACAGUCAGAAAUCAUAACAUCAUGAGUCCCGGUAUGAACCCAGUGUCAUGCGCCAAACCCACUGGACCUAUUAACUUUAUAACAUCAUCAAAGCUAUUACACACACAGUUGACUUCUCCACUGAAAAGAUCGAAAUCAACGGACGAACCUAAAAGUGACGUCGUCGUGGGUCACAUUCAGCCGACCAAGAGACAUAGCGUCGAGUCUGUCAUUGUGAAGUCUGAACCGAUGGAGACCGAUGACCCUAAUACCUCCGGCAACACAGACGGCAGUGGCAACAGACUGGCGCAGUCGCCUGUCGGGCAGCGGCACGACGAGUCGCAGAAUGUGUUACUGAAGCAAUUAUUGCAGACUUGUACUACGGCGUCGGCGACCGUCCCCGCGCGGACCAUGCCCAUACAACGUACCGCACCCGCCCUCGGGACCAUUCCUUCCCUGGAGGCGCAGCUAGCACGGCCCUCUAUUCCACCGCCCACCAUGACGCUGCAACAGGAAGUCGAGCUGCCCAAGAACUCGCCACGCCUCGUGUCCACACAGAGCAGCAUCUCGCAGUACAACCCGCGCCCCAUACCCUCGUCUAUGACGGUGGUGCCGGCGGCCAUGUCGCCCGUCAUGCAGACGUCCACGCAGUCGCUGAUGGACGUGCGCAAGCCACCGCCGGUCAAGCUGGUGCAGGAGACCGUGCCGCCGCCCGACAUGUCCCCGCGCCCGCAGCCCGCGCCCGCCGACCUCCACGCCCUACACGUGCAUCACGCCGUCAAGAAGGAGGUCACCCCGCCGCAACAGAGCCCCGUGCAUCGACCAUUCACGCCCAUGGACGUCAAGAAAGAAUUACUAGACGAGAGCUCGCAGCAAUCUGCUACUUCUGGAGUAUCCACCGCGUCUGAUCAAGGGAAACUAGACCAACCAAUCAAAGAGGAGUAUCCCGAAAGUGUCACCGGCAUGGAUGUCUCGUCAGACAUAAACGCGCCCGAAACACCGUCCGAAGCGAAGAAACGCAAGCGCCGCGAGUAUCAGCAGAAGAAACGCAAAAUGCUAAUGAAUAUGAAAGCGGCCGCAGAGAAUAAUAUCACGGCCACCGCUAAGAAACGGCCCCGCAAAGGGUCUAGGUUUGAGGAGGAUUACGAUACGUUCAUAGAUAACCUGAUGGCGCAGCUGAGGCUGCUGCCGCCCAUGCAGAUUCAGGAGCCGGCACUGACCACCAACUUUGCCGUCUGUCCAUUAUUCGGGUCCGGAGACUUGACCAAGCUAAAGAACAAAGACUAUGACAUACGCAAAGGCGACCUGACCGGUGAAUUCGGUAAUGCAAAAAUACCGAACGUCGGCGAUUACUACAACACGAAACCGUUCGGUGAAGAUGAGCCGCUGCCGGAGAAACCGCAAGCAUCGACUCAACGAGGGUUCUACGACCAAGAGUUCCAACCGAUCACCUUCGAGGAAGACCCGGAGGAGAAGAAACUGGACUUCAUCUGCAAGGAGAGAGACACAGACACCCCCGACACGAUCGUCAGUUGUUCGAGCCCCGAGUGUCUGGAUAUCGAUCCGCCCAACAGGUUCCCGGGGCUGAAGCUGAUCGACGACGAAGAGGAUGAUGAAGACAGUGACUCGGCGGUGUCGGGCCGCGUGUCGCCCGUCAUACCCAUCGUCACGCCCAUCCCGAUCCGGCUCCAACCCGUCACGCUAUACAACGAAGACGGCGAAGAACAAAAGGCUCUCGUCAAACUGGAGUCAGAGUCACCAGCCAAGACCGUCGACUCCCCUGGAAGCACGGAAAGCAAUGAAAACGUAACAGUCACACUCACAUUGACCUCUGGAGCAGCUGAAGACAUUUUGGGAGUACUAAAGGAAUUAGCCGGUAUACUACACAUUCCGCCUCCCACUUCCUAUCAGAUAAUCGAGAGGACAGCCACGCCGCCGUCACAUAAACUGGGUCUGUACAGAUCGAAGGGUAAAGAUGGGAAAGAAGGAACACCCAUUGAUAUUCAAAGUAUCCUCAAUGGUGCUGCGAAAUUCUGCCGCCACUGUGAUGUGGUAAUACUAGACUCGGUAGUAAGGGCUAAAGCUACAGAAUUUCCGCUUCUGUCUGCAAAUAAAGAAGGAAUACUUUGUGAUAGUGACUCCGAACUUUACUUCUGUAGCACACAAUGCUAUGAACGAUUCUCCUGGCGCCCAACCAACAUCAUAUUAGAUAGCAAAUCGAAAGCUACAGUCAAAGAAGCCAAGGCAGAAGUCGAAACCAACAUAUCUAAGGACCGCGAUGACUUCGACACCGCCUCAACUGAAAGCAUGGAAACAGACGACUUGGACAUCAAACCAGACAUCAAAGACGAAAAGAUGGAUCUGUCAUUCAUAGACUCGUUAGACAACGACGAACUAAUGAAGGAAGUGGGUGAUGACGUCAGCGCUCUCGACGAAGACCUGAAAAGCGAAAGCGAUGAGAAAUCUAACGAACCAGUGGUAAAGGAGAAGUAUCGCGGUAUUAGAUACAAGCUAUGGUCGCCCGGUUGCAUCGGGCCGCCCGUCAAAUACAAGCGUCCGACCGACAGAGAGCUAACAGAACUAGUGUUUAGAACCGGAGUGGCCAUCAUGCCGGUCACUACGGAAGAUUCUAGACGCUGCGAGUUGUGCGGCAUACAGGGCGAUGGGGUGGCAGACGGGGUUUCUCGACUGUUGAACUGUGACGUCGACCGCUGGGUGCAUUUAAACUGUGCUUUGUGGUCUGAAGGGGUAUACGAGACUGUAAGCGGGGCCCUGAUGAAUGUGGAGACGGCUAUGGCAGCGGGGUCUACUGCUACUUGCGCCGUGUGUAGGAGGCUCGGGGCCACUGUGAGGUGCUUCAAGGUGCGGUGUGGCAGCGUCUACCAUCUUGGAUGCGCUGUUAAGGAUAACUGCGUCUUUUACAAGAACAAGACUGCGUAUUGUGCUUCGCACGCACCUAAGGGCGAGAAGGACAAUGAGCUAACAACCCUGAGCGUACAACGGCGAGUCUUCAUAUCCCGCGACGAACAACGACAGGUGGCGUCAGUGAUGCUGCACUCGGACUGCAACCACCUAAUCCGCGUGGGCGGGCUCAUCUUCCUGAGCCCCGGCCACCUGCUGCCGCACCAGCUGCCCGCGCACCACACGCCGCAUUACAUCUACCCGCCCGGAUACAAGAUUGUGCGCUUCUACUGGUCGAUGUCUAAAGCCAACAGCCGCUGCCGCUACCUGUGCUGGAUCUCGCACGACGACGGGCGCCCGCGCUUCCACGUGCGCGCGCAGGACGAGCCCGGCGCCGACAUGAGCGCGCCCACCGCCCGCGCCGCCUGGGCCAAGGUGCUAGACGCAGUGGCAGCGUUGCGAGAUAGUCGAAAAGAAGAUGGUGUUCUCAAGCUGUGGCCCAACUACGUGACCGGAGAGGACCUGUUCGGACUCACCGAGCCGGCUGUCGUCAGGGUGCUCGAGAGUCUGCCAGGAAUAGAGACUCUGACGGACUACCGGUUCAAGUUCGGGCGCUCGGCGCUGCUGGAGGGCGGGCUCGCCAUCAACCCGUCCGGCUGCGCGCGCUGCGAGCCGCGACACAGGAGCACCUGGCGCCGGCCGCCGCGCUCGCUGCUGCCCUCCACGCCGGCCGGGCCCCCCGGCGCCGAGCACCCCGCCUGCCCCUACAUCAAGCAGUUCGUGCACACCAAGAGCAGCCAGUACAAGAAGAUGAAGAGCGAGUGGCGGAACAACGUGUAUCUGGCACGGUCAAAGAUCCAGGGCCUCGGUCUGUUCGCGGCACGGGACCUGGAGAAGCACACGAUGGUCAUCGAGUACAUCGGCGAGAUCAUCCGCUCCGAGCUCGCAGAGAUCAGAGAGAAGAUGUACGAGUCACGGAACCGCGGCAUCUACAUGUUCCGCCUAGACGAGCGGCGCGUGGUGGACGCGACCAUCUGCGGCGGCCUCGCGCGCUACAUCAACCACUCGUGCCAGCCGAACUGCGUCACGGAGCUCGUGGAGGUGGACCGCAGCCUGCGCAUCAUCAUCUUCGCUAAACGACGGAUAGCGAGGGGCGAGGAGCUGUCCUACGACUACAAGUUCGACAUAGAAGACGACGCGCACAAGAUUAUGUGCAUGUGCGGCGCGCCCAACUGCCGCAAGUGGAUGAACUGAACAAACUACACAAUAACUAAUCAAUAUACUUAUUAUGUACGAGGUCUGCUGUGAGGAGAAGGCUAUGAACUUAGUUUUAUGAACCAAAGUAUUUUUGCAGUCGAUAAAAUACAAGUAGACGAAUAUGAAUACGAUUGUAAGGUAGGAAAGGUAAUUUUCAACUAAGUGAUUUGAUGCGAAGACAAUAUCGAAUAUCUUCAUUUGUUAUACAUACUUUUAUAACCAGUUCAGUAAGUUGAUCACAAAAUUGUAAAAAGUAAAUCGUUGUUAUUAUUGGGGUGAGUUUCAGCCUGACUACUUUGUUUGGAUGAAAUGGGUGUAUGUGUGUGUUCGGUGUGAGCGAGAGCGAGUGAGUGUGAGUAGCGCGGAGCAUCCCAAGUGCCAUCAUCGUCCGACACCUCCCCUAGUCAGGUCUGUCGCCCUAGUACCUAGUAGAGAAGUACGUUGUAGAUCUAGCAUAGCUUAUAAUUUUUUAUCUAUUUUAUAUCUUUGGAUGUUUUACGUCACCGCUGUUUUUCUAUCAGACAUUUUAUUAAUUUAAAUUAUGUAUUAAUGUUUCAUUGAUAUGGGAUUCUAUUAGUCUCAGCGAUUGUUAUUCAAUUCACAUUAUUUUUAUAAAUGAAUAAUUAAAUCAUAAAAGAUUGACAUUCUCUAAAUCGGAUGUUAGAAGAGUAGUUUAGCGAAAUUAGGUUAAGUUACCAAAACGUUGUUUUGCAUUUAGUAAGUAUACACUAUUGUAGCACGAGUGUUAUUUUCGUAAGUUUGUACGUGAACCACGACGUGCCUGAACACUGAACAUGUCUUAACUGUAUAAUAAUAACACCGUCGAGUAGAGUCACAGGUUAGCUUGGAGGCGUGCACUUGUGUAAACAGCAUGUUGAACUGGAAACUUAUUACGGCUUCAAAUAACUUACCAGCUUCUGUAAGUUGUUUACACCUGUGCCAUGCCUCUUUCAUCAUGUAGUUAGUUUAAUUUAUAUUUAAUCGUAACAGUGAUAGUCCCAAUGUGAUAUUACCUCACAUUUCGUCACCUCAAGUGAAGUUAACUUUGGGUGGAAUUCUCUGGAUCGGAUGAGAAUAGUAAUUUAUGGUGAUUUAUUUUAAAUCAAACUGUAUCUCAUUAAAUAUCUAAACAGACAGCUUUGUUUAGGUUUAUACAUUUUGAUUUAAAAUAUUGUUAAAGGAAGGUUAGAAGCCCGAGCGAUCUAGAAAAUAUAAUAAUAAUUAAAGUUAUCGUCAGUGACUCCAUUUACAUAAUACAGAUCUACCAUCAACCAAUGUUAUUUAAUCAUGCAAUUUAAUUAUAAGUGUUGAAUGUGCAAUAUUCAUACCGUAUGUAAAUAGUUACUGCGUUUGAGCAAAAUUACCUAACUUUUAUCGGGUAGGAUUAUUUCUAGUUUGAAUAUUUAGUUAUAAAGUUUUCAUCUUAAAUCCAUUUAUUUAAAGCAUUCCCAUUUCAUUUGCACCAGAAUAUAUUUGACGACACAAAUUUUAUUAGCACUGUCUUUAUAAGACAAAAAUAUUUUGACACAGUUUAUAAAAAUAAUUACUUUUAGAAAUAUGUAUACUAUUAUACAUUAGUAUUUUAUAUUGCAUUAUUUUCCUAUCAUUAAAAUUGAUUAGUAUAAAAUGAUACUUUUAUUUCUGACCUUACUCAAUUUAUAUAUUAGAAAGAAAAAAAUGGUACUCAAAUAAAACAGCUCAGUUAUUUCAUAUAAACUUUUAUUACAAACUGUUUUGGACUUAAAACUGCAAAUAAUAUACCGAAGAACCUGUGUUACACAGCUGUAGCACAGAGGAAACGGCUGUCUCGAUGUCUAACUAGCGGGACCUUGUGAUGACGCUCAAACGAGUAUAAUAAACGAAAGCAAUGUUUGUGCUUAAAUUAUUCUUGUAACUAAAAUUACAAUCCAUAUCAGCAAAUUUCAGCGCCCUAUUGAAACUUGCAUACCAACACCAUGAUAACAAAA